AUGACUCGAGGACUUCCAAGGAGUAUCAAUAACAUCACAUUCUUCAACGGGGCAUUUAAAGAUGUGGAAAGUGUGACAUUAUUUUUCGACUGCUUGGGCUCCCACUUUACCUGGCUGCAGGCCAUCUUCACUAACUUCCCAGCCUUGCUCCAUUUUGUGAACAAGUUGAAAUGUGUGACUGGCCUCUGCCCCAAGGACUUUGAAGAUUAUGGCUGCUCCUGCCGGUUUGAGAUGGAGGGGGAACCUAUGGAUGAUGCUGACAAUUGUUGUUUCCAGCACCGAAAAUGUUACGAGGAUGCAGCUGAAGUGGAAUGCGCCCAAGACCUAACCAAAGUCUCCAUUGAUAUCACUUGUGACAACCAGAAUAUCACCUGUGAGUCCAAGGAUCCUUGUGAGCAUCUUCUUUGUAACUGUGAUAAAACUGCCAUUGAAUGCUUUCUUCAUUCUCACAUCAACUCUUCUCUGAAUGGUCUUGACAUUGCUUUCUGCAUGCCCACGGCCACAGAUAUGAACAGCAAGGAAGAGAUCAUGACCCUUCCAACCAACCUCAUUCCUAAAUUGCCUACAGAUGUCAUCUUGAAGGAUUCUUCUGUGGAAGCUGUUGUCAGAGUCCACGAAGGCACAAUAAGCCCAGAGAAUUUAGUACCGCUAGGACCGGUGCUGCCCGUUACCAUGGAAGGAGGAGCAAAUGCCAUGUCUGCCCUUAAAUCUGGGGACUCCCAGGCUCAAGCUUUGGAACCCACCCCUAAGGAGACUGGAGGGAAAGAUUGUGAAAGAUUAACCUUCGUGCAAAUGGGAGACAGUGGAGAAGUCAAGCAGGAAAUGCCCCAGAUCGGAGAAAUGCUCUUUUGUCUGACAGCUCGGUGUCCAGAGGACUUUGAAUCUUAUGGUUGUUAUUGUGGUCAAGAAGGAAGGGGAGAUCCUGCUGAUCCUUUGGACAGGUGUUGUUUUUCACAUCAUUGUUGCUUGGAACAAGUGAAGAAAUUUGGCUGUGGGUUAAAGAGGAGUUCAAGGACUGAAGUGACAUGUGAAGAUCACAAAACAAAAUGUAGAGGGCAGAAUUUCUGUGAGCAGCUUCUCUGCUCCUGCGAUCAGAGCGCUGCCGAGUGUAUGGCUGCUGCAUCGUUCAAUGAAAGUUUCAGAUUCUGGAGCAGAUCCAGAUGUCAGGAGAAUGGAAUGCUGUGUGAAGACAUUAGCCAUGAAUGGCCUUUGGCUCCCACAGGUUUAGGGAGCAGGAGCUCAAAUUCUGACGAGAAGAGCAGUGAAGAAUCUGUGGCUUCCUUUGGGGGAGGUUUCAGAAGAAAGAAAAGAUCUUUGGGGAAGCCAUUUGUCUCUACCGGUUCCAGGUAUGAUGGGAGAAUUGAUUGGGAAAAUAAAGUCCCUUGA
Messenger RNA from Gracilinanus agilis (Agile Gracile Mouse Opossum), 1386 nucleotides. It is a transcript of the gene OC90, whose product is annotated as otoconin 90. The transcript is spliced from 13 exons. Gene Ontology annotation, molecular function: phospholipid binding; calcium ion binding. Gene Ontology annotation, biological process: lipid catabolic process; arachidonate secretion; phospholipid metabolic process. Gene Ontology annotation, cellular component: extracellular matrix. The coding region runs from base 1 to 1386 and encodes 461 amino acids. Lineage: Eukaryota; Metazoa; Chordata; Mammalia; Didelphimorphia; Didelphidae. The record is from RefSeq and is a predicted model, not a curated record.